UUGAGUGGCUUCUAAGGAUUUCUCUGUAACCCGAAUUAAGUUCUGCUUUCGUUAUAAUGCAACCUGAGCCUUUGCGGUAUGGAUAUGGCAGGAGAAGUCAUAGGGUUGGGCCAGGAGUAAAGGAUUUCAAAGCUGGAGACAAAGUUGUGACUUAUCUUGGCCUUGAAAUCGGCUGUGGACUAGCUGAGUAUGUUGUGGCCGAGGAGAGUAUGACAGUUGUGAAGCCUCCAGAAGUUUCCGCUGCUGAUGCUGCUGCUCUGCCUGUUACUGCUCUCACUGCUCAUCAAGCUCUCACUGAUUCUGCUGAGAUCAAGCUUGAUGGGAGUGGCAAGACUCCGAAAGGCGCAGCUCUUAAGAGCCCUUUUGGUGUGAAAUAUGAUGUCGUAAUCCACUGCACUUCAGACAUUCCGUGGUCAACCUUUGAGCCAAAUCUUAGCACAGAGGGGAAAGUUACUGACUUAUCUCCCAAUCUUAUUUCCUAUCUGAUUUUUAAGGCAAAAUUUCUUACCUUCUCUAAGAAGCAGUUGGCGCCAAUAAUCAUAUUCUCCAAGCGUGAGAACAUCGAUUUUCUUGUUAAUUUGGCAAAGGAAGGGCUAUAAUUAAAAUUAUUUAAUAAUCAAAUUUAAUAAAAUUU
Rubroshorea leprosula is the source of this 634-nucleotide messenger RNA. Lineage: Eukaryota; Viridiplantae; Streptophyta; Magnoliopsida; Malvales; Dipterocarpaceae. The record is from the annotation of a GenBank genome assembly.